This is a messenger RNA of Ustilaginoidea virens, 1770 nucleotides long. RefSeq lists its product as uncharacterized. NCBI's taxonomy places the organism in Eukaryota, Fungi, Ascomycota, Sordariomycetes, Hypocreales, Clavicipitaceae. Bases 1 to 1770 code for a protein of 589 amino acids. Gene Ontology annotation, biological process: regulation of transcription by RNA polymerase II. The record is from RefSeq and is a predicted model, not a curated record. The transcript is spliced from 3 exons.
AUGCCCGCCGCAGACAUCAUCACUCUGGCGAAUCUCCUUGACAAGCUUCCACCAUGGCACCCCGAUGAUGAGAAUCACCUCUACGCCAUUGUCGACAUGGGAAGCAAUGGUAUCCGGUUUUCAAUCACUUCCAUGGAACCUCCGACAACGAGGCUGCUCACGCCCAUCUUUUCCAGUCGGGCACCCAUAUCUCUGUUUGAUGCCCUGGAACCGUCAGCCAGCGGGCUGAUCUUCCCCUCCGAGACCGUCGAAGCUGUCGCGUCUGCUCUGUCGGGAUUCCGCCAGGUGGCCCUGAUGCACGGCGUGCCCCAGUCGCAGAUGCUGAUUUUGGCCACCGAAGCGAUGCGCCGCGCGUCAAACGGGGGUCAAAUGCUCGAGGCCAUAGCAGCUGCCACGAAUGGGCUUGGAGUGCUAAUCUUGGACCCCGCCGUUGAAACCCUCCUUGGUGCAGUCAUGGGCUCGCGAAGCAAUCUGGCCCAUGUCCCCGACGGGGGCGCACUCUUUCUCGACCUGGGCGGUGGUAGCCUGCAGAUGACGUGGGUCGAUGCCACCAAGGAGAAUUACGAGUUUGACGCUGCCAUGGCUGGCGAGAGCCUUCCCUACGGCGCUGCCAAACUCGCAAAUCGUAUCCGGGGGCAAUCCGCCCAGGCCCAGGCAGAGGAGACGAAAACGCUGCAGGACGGGAUCGCGCGCAUUUACGCCAGCCUAUGCGACAAGUUCCCUACCCUCCAAGCCACAAGGGAGGCUCAGGAUGGCGGAGACGAUGCAGCAGUCGUCGAUGUUUACAUGUGCGGUGGUGGAUUCCGCGGCUACGGAAGCAUGCUGAUGCACAACGACCCAAUCUCACCCUACCCAAUCCAUUCGACCAGCACAUACUCUGUCCCGGCAUCUCAGUUCAAGCAGCCAACCAAGAUGCGCCAAGUCAACGAGGAGCAUGUCGGAAAGAUUCAUGGCAUGUCCAAGAGGAGACGCCAGCAUUUUCCCGCAAUCGCUGCCGUCAUCGAAGCCUUCAUCGCCGUCGUGCCCAACAUCCGCCGAGUCACGUUCUGCGGCGGGUCCAAUCGACAGGGAGCAUUGAUGAUGAAGAUGCCCAAGGAAAUUCGUGAGAGCAACCCACUCGAAGCUCUGGCAGGUGUUAAAGACGGCGAAAGACCAGUCUUCGAUGCUGUUGUCAACCUGCUGUCCGCUUCGCUCCCUGCGGCUGAGACAAACUUCCAAAACAUGCCGACUGUGUUGGCUCGUGGACUGGCCGCCUUGUUCAUCCGCCAGAUCUGGACACGAGCAGGAUACAGUUCCAGCUGCAACACGUCGUUCGCCCUGCAUCAUUCCGUUGUGCGCGAUUCAGACUGUCCCGGUUUGACCCAUCUCGGUCGUGCACUACUAGCUGUAACCUUGUGCGCGAGAUGGGGCAACGAUAUCGGGCCCUCUGAUGAAGCCUUGUACAGGGGCCUCUGGGGGAUAAUUGAAAACCAUCAAACAGACGCGGUCUUCUGGGCUCUCUACAUUGGCGCCGUGUCCAACCUUUUGACCUCGGUGUUUCCGGUGAUGCCCAGAGAGCCAGGGACCCUCGUGUCUGCACUUGGGUUCAGCUCGCACGUCUCAAAGAUAAAGGCAGGCCGGAAUAAAGUGGAAUUAACUAUCCAACUAUCAGCGGAAAUUGCCAAAAGGAUCAAUCUAGAGCAACUCGCUGACACCUUCAAGAGCACCACCAAGAACAAGGGAGGCAAAACUGGAUACAAAGCAUCUCUCAACGCCUCUUUUCUUCUCUGA